CUAGGCCAGUUGGCUGCAAUGCGCUAGAAUGGAAAUCCUUAAACACGUUUUGGGGUUUUUGGUUUUCUUAAAGUUCUGUUCACCUUAUGUUAUUCAAUUGAAUUCAACAAAUUGGAAACAAAUGUUAGAUGGUGAAUGGCUUGUAAAAUUCCAUGCUCCUUGGUGUCCAGCUUGUCGACAGUUUUCACCAAUUUGGCAACAACUCUCAGAUGAUAGUUCAAUCAAUGCUUUUGUCGCAGAUGUUGAUGUAACAGAAAGUCCUGUCCUUAGUUUCAUAUUUUUUGUCAAGCGAUUACCAACUGUCUACCAUGUAAAAAAUGGCCUAUUCAGAGUAUACGACGGGGCAAGAACUCUUGAUGAUCUCAGAGUUUAUGUGAAAUCUGAAAAAUAUGAAACUGAAACACCUUUACCAUGGUAUUACUCACCAGCAUCUUUUCAUAUGCAUAUUUUCAUACGUUUCAUGGAUCUUGGCAUUUUCAUUACGAAUACUCAUCAAGCAUUUUUAGAUGCUGGUUAUAGUAAUUGGAUGUCAUUUUUGAUCAUUGGUCUAUCGACUAUAUUUUCCGGACUGUUCAUUGGAAUUGUAGGUUUUACAAAACAAGAAUAUCUAUUUGUAAUUUUUUUCUUUUAGAUACUUGUAUUGAUUUUUGAUUG
Molecule: messenger RNA, 654 nt
Organism: Schistosoma bovis
Lineage: Eukaryota; Metazoa; Platyhelminthes; Trematoda; Strigeidida; Schistosomatidae
Source: the annotation of a GenBank genome assembly